Messenger RNA from Arabidopsis arenosa, 1893 nucleotides. Lineage: Eukaryota; Viridiplantae; Streptophyta; Magnoliopsida; Brassicales; Brassicaceae. The record is from the annotation of a GenBank genome assembly.
AAAUGAACUAGUCUGAAACACAAUGAUGAACCACUUUUAGCAACACAUACAUACAACGACGAAAACAGAGUAAAAAUAAAAGAAAAAACGGAGGAGGAACAGUUAGCGCCAUCCAUGGCGGGUCUUCAGAGAUCCACCAUCUCUUUCCGGCGACAGGGCUCUUCGGGUAUAGUCUGGGACGAUCGUCUCAUCGCCGAGCUAAGCAAACAAGCGGCCAACGACCAGCAAGGCGAAACUCUACAACAGGACGAACAUGCCAAGCUGAUUACAUCGGAAGGACAGGAUCAGCCAGCCAAACCCAUCGCCGGAGACGGACUCAAGCCUAUCAGAACUGACGGAGGCGCCGGUGGUAUGGAGAGGAGUCGAUCCAACGGAGGAGGAGCCAUCCGACACCAUAGAAACACAGGGAGAGUGUCUCCGGCGGUGGACCCGCCGUCGCCGAGACUGUCGGCGUUUGGGUGUUGCUCAGCCUUCGGGAAGAAGCAGCCGGGGAAGAAGGUUAAUCAGAGGAAAAGGCAAACGAAGCUGGUGGCCUCCUCACUCGCUCUGACCGCAAACGCGAAUUCGUUCGAAUCGCUCCUCCAGCUCCCGCGAAGACAGUCGCGCUCGACCCGACCCAGAUCCGAACGGCUCCUCCACGUCGGCAAAUUUGGUGCCAAAGGCAAUGGCUUCACCGACGACACUAAAGCGUUUGCAGAUGCUUGGAAGACAGCUUGUUCUUCCAAAGUCAAAACCAGAAUCUUGGUGCCUGAAAACUACACCUGUCUCCUCCGGCCCAUUGAUCUUUCUGGACCUUGUAAAGCAAGACUCACACUCCAGAUCUCUGGUACAAUCAUUGCUCCCAAUGAUCCAGAUGCUUGGGAAGGUCUAAACCGCCGCAAAUGGCUGUAUUUCCAUGGUUUGAGCCGCUUGACGGUUGAAGGAGGUGGCACUGUUAAUGGAAUGGGGCAAGAAUGGUGGACAAGAUCUUGCAAACACAACCAUUCCAACCCUUGUCGAGGCGCUCCAACGGCCAUAACAUUCCACAAGUGCAAGAAUAUGAGAGUUGAAAACCUCAAUGUGAUUGAUAGCCAACAAAUGCACAUUGCCUUCACCAGCUGUCGCCGUGUGACUAUCUCUGCUGUAAAGGUCAUAGCUCCUGCUACUAGUCCAAAUACUGAUGGAAUUCACAUAAGCGUCUCCCGUGGUAUCGUGAUAGACAACACUACUGUCAGGACAGGAGAUGACUGUGUUUCGAUAGUUAAAAACUCUUCACAGAUCUCCAUCAGCAACAUUAUAUGUGGUCCUGGCCAUGGCAUAAGCAUUGGAAGCCUAGGAAAAUCAAAAUCCUGGGAAGAAGUUAGAGACAUAACGGUUGAUACGGCCUUCAUCUCUGACACUGCUAAUGGUGUUCGGAUCAAAACAUGGCAGGGAGGGAGUGGUUUGGUCUCAAAAAUUAUCUUUAGGAACAUCAAGAUGAACAAUGUGUCGAACCCCAUCAUCAUUGAUCAGUACUACUGCGAUUCUCGGAAGCCUUGUGCGAAUCAGACAUCAGCUGUUAGCAUUGAGAACAUCUCAUUUGUUCAUGUGCGGGGCACUUCAGCAUCAAAACAAGCAAUCAAGAUCUCUUGCAGCGAUAGUUCACCAUGUCGCAACAUACUUUUACAAGACAUUGAUCUAGAACCAUCAAACGGUGAUGGUUUCACUGAGUCCUUCUGUUGGGAAGCUUAUGGUUCUAGUUCGGGUCAAGUGUACCCUCCUCCUUGCCUUUCAGAUGACACGAUCUUUUUGGAACAGUCGGUUCAGUCCGGGAUCACAUCUGCAUACCUUUGAAUUCAUGGUUUCAGAUUGCAAAUCUGCCACGUUUUUAGUGGUGCACACGCCUAAUGUUUUUAAUAUAUGGUCACGAUUUGG